AUUUCCUUUUCUUAUAAGACCGCAAAUUUGUCUUAAACAUGUGAAAAUCUCAACGGCUUGUCUUUCAAUUUAAUGAUCCAUGUCUGUUUUUGUGUUGAAUCUUUUGUUUUCACUUGGUUUUUUUUUUUUGGGUUUUGGACGUAAUUGAGAAGUUUUUUUUUGCUUGCUUGGUGAUCGUUUAUGGGGGAUGUUUGCGGAGGCAGAAAAGUAUUUAGCCCCACGAGUUGUUCAACAAAAGGAAAAAAAGAGGAGGCAAUUGGCAUUUGGUAACUAAGACAAUGAGGAUACUGGUUCGUGGAGGCUAUUGAACUCCUACGAGCUUAGAGUCCGCUUUCAUUCUCUAUAUAAUGUGCAAGAGAAUACUUCUUGAUGCUUAAGGCCAGCGGCAUUAAUUUUUGUUGGUGAUAUUGGAGAAUUGCUGUAGCGAGUGAGAUUGGAACUGACACAAUGGGUUCUGUUUGUUGCUGUUUGCAUGUUGAUGAUUUUGAGGAUUAUAUGAAUCCUGAGAAUUCUGUAUAUAGAAACUGCUUGUGCCUCAGUUGCUUUGUCCAGAAAUUCCUACAUGUGUAUACCUCAAUAUUUCAUAGAGGGCAAGUGCAUUCUGUCCCUUCAUCCAUUCAAGGGGCAGCAUCUCUGACUUCUUCAUCUCUUGACAACUCUCUUGCUGAAAUGUACCGAUCUCCUCCGCGGCCCUUGCCCUAUGAUGCUGACCCCAGAUGUUCACGCUUGCAGCGUGAUGGUCUGGUUUCAAGACGAGAGAAGGGUUCCAGUCAUUCACAUGAGGAAUCAGAACCCUUGAGAAGUGAUAAUGAUGCUGAUUCUGAAUCCUUCAGCACAGGAGACAAAUGGAAUGCAUCUGCUUGUGAAGGAGGCAAGGAACAGCGUUCUAGAUCCUCAUUAAAGAUCUCAUCAGCAAAAGCAACAGUUGGAAUUGGAUAUGUUUAUUCUUCCUCAGAAGAAGAGGAUGUCUGUCCUACAUGUCUUGAUGGUAUAAUUCUUGAUUUAGCUUUAAUAGGUGUUGCAUCCAUUAUUACAUUCUAUGAUAACUAUGUUUCUGUUGAUAUUGUUAGUCUAGCAUUUCUUGAACAAUUUUUUUUCUCCUUCCUUGCUAGCUUGAUGAAUAAGUAUUUCAUACAUCUCCUAGCACAAGGCAACCCACCUUGUAUUCUUUUUACUUGUUUGUCUUUUGAUAUCUCUGUCUCAGGUGGGAAUAACAUCCAUCAUUUAAAUAGUGAUAUUAUUACCCCAUAGGCAUAUUGAGAACCCCACCUUCCCAACACCCUAUACCAAAGCUGCUUUUAGUGAUAAAAGACAUUGGCUAGUCUUUCUAGUUUAAAAGCUAAGCUAGCUAUCUGCAUUUUUAGCUGAUUUUAUCAAAACUAUAGUGAGAGAUGGUACAAGUCUGAACCAAAAAAGAUGGAAGCUUUGAGCAUGUCAGAAUUUUGUUCCACCAUUUUGUAGCUGUUCUUCCAUUCCAUGUUUAACUUCCACAUCAAUUGGUUCCAACCUUAGAAGCAAACUCUUGUAACUUGGAAGUUUGAAAUUCUGUUAAAACCAUGUUGGAAGAUGCUAUGAACUUCAGAAAAAAUGGGGAGCUAUGAGCAUGUCACAAUUUUUUUUUAUCAGACUGUAGAUUUCCAACCAGUCCUACUCUCAGAAAAAAAUUGGAUCCAACCUUAGAAGCAAAAGUCUGUUAGUUAAGAAGCUGUUUCUACAAACAUGCAACCUUGGCCAUCAGUGGCAAAAAAGUGAAAUCAUGGAUCAAAGCCCGCGUGCUGAUGGGGAGUGACUCCUUUUUGUUAAUGUUUUAAAGAU
Populus euphratica (Euphrates poplar) is the source of this 1815-nucleotide messenger RNA. Its product is annotated as E3 ubiquitin-protein ligase At3g02290. Lineage: Eukaryota; Viridiplantae; Streptophyta; Magnoliopsida; Malpighiales; Salicaceae. The record is from RefSeq and is a predicted model, not a curated record. The transcript has 3 exons. Bases 448 to 1251 code for a protein of 267 amino acids. Gene Ontology annotation, molecular function: ubiquitin-protein transferase activity.